AUGCGAGCCGUCACCGUCGCCAUCACCUUCGUCGACGGCGCCGCUCCUCUCCGCGCCGUGCUGCAAGUAUGUGCGCCGCCGGCCCGACCAUCGCCUCCCUCCCCUUCUCGCACCGUCGCCGGCCGCCGAUGCAUCGCCACCGCGAGACCGUGGCGGCCGCCGCUACGCGCAACGCCGCACACGCCACCCGACACCGCACGGAGGCUGGUCGUCCGCGCCACACGCCGCCACCCACCACCGCUCGACGCCGCACACCAAGUGCUCGACGGAAUGCGGCGACGAGGGCGAGGACGGCUGCCGCCCUCACCCUCCACGGCCCUGCGCCGCCCCCGCGCCGCCCUCACCCUCCACGGCCGGAGCCUCACGCGCGCGCCGCCGAGCCGUGCCCCGCCCCGCGCCGCCCUCACCCUCCACGGCCGAGCCUCCGCGCGCGCCGCCGGGCCGUGCCCCGCCCGCGCCUCGGGCCGCUGCUCGCCUCGCCACGACGCCGACCGCGAGCAUGGACAAUUGCAGCUGCCCCGUGACGCGCCUCGCCGCUGCCUCGGGCCGCCGCCCUCGACGCCGCCCCGUGCCGUGUCUCUCUAG
Lolium perenne is the source of this 585-nucleotide messenger RNA. NCBI's taxonomy places the organism in Eukaryota, Viridiplantae, Streptophyta, Magnoliopsida, Poales, Poaceae. The record is from RefSeq and is a predicted model, not a curated record.